Oryza brachyantha (malo sina) is the source of this 1026-nucleotide messenger RNA. Its product is annotated as remorin-like. Lineage: Eukaryota; Viridiplantae; Streptophyta; Magnoliopsida; Poales; Poaceae. The transcript has 5 exons. The record is from RefSeq and is a predicted model, not a curated record. The coding region runs from base 275 to 787 and encodes 170 amino acids.
AAAAACAAGGGCGAAGAGAAAGAAUUCUUGAUUUCUCAUCACUGAUCCAUCCAGUUUCGCACGGUUGCUUGCUUGCUUCUCCUGCCAUCUUUCUCCCAACCAACCUGGACUAAUCAAUCGCCAUCCAUCCAGCUCCUGUUAAAACAAGUUCAUUUGCUGCUCCCUUUCUUGUUCCUUGAUACACAUCUCACCUUUAGGAUUCAUCUGGCUGCUGCUACGUCAGUGAGCUUUCCUGCUUUGGGCUUGGUUUUCUUGGCUGAGCUAGUCUUGGGAGAUGGCAGAGGUGGCGGCGCCGCCGGCGCCGGAGCCGACCAAGGACAUCGCCGAGGAGAGGGCCGCCGUGCCGGCGCCGGAGGAGUCCAAGGCCCUGACCGUCGUCGAGGAUGCUAAGAAGGGUGCAGCUACCGGGGGCUCACACGAGAGAGACGCUCUCCUCGCGAAGGUCGCGGCCGAGAAGAGGAUGUCGCUGAUCAAGGCAUGGGAAGAGAACGAGAAGGCCAAGGCCGACAACAAGGCGGCCAAGAAGCGGGCGGACAUCGCCGCGUGGGAGAACACCAAGGUCGCCGAGAUCGAAACCGAGUUCAAGAAGUACCAGGAGUACCUGGAGAGGAAGAAGGCGGAGCAGGUGGAGAAGCUGAGGAACAACAUGGCGACGGUGCAGAGGGCGGCGGAGGAGAAGCGCGCGGCGGCGGAGGCGCGGCGAGGGGAAGAGGUGGUGAAGGCGGAGGAGGCCGCGGCCAAGUACCGCGCCAAGGGGGAGCCGCCCAGGAAGCUGCUCUUUGGCUGAGAUCAUCGGCCCAGCGUUUUUUCCUGAACGAAUCUUCAGGUUGUUUUGUCCGUUUGUCUGUCUGUUGGUCCUUCUGCAGUCUUGAGUAUAAGAGUAUUCAGGUAGCAGCUGUUUGGGAGAUCCAAUAUACCCUACUUAUGUGUUGGUGGUGGUUGCUUGUUUCAUUUAAUUUGAUUUGAUGUACAGGACAACUGUUAAUUGCAGUUUUGUUAUGUGAAAAAGGAAACAUUUAUUGUGCA